GGUGUUUUUAAUAAUGUCUGUUUUAUCCAGGUGACGCACACUGAACUCAGUUCAGUGAACUGCGGACAACUAAGCACAAAAACAAAUCUGGAAGUUGCAGGGCACUGGUGGAUGGACUUCUUAAAAUGAGCAUAUAAAGGGUUUCAAGGUGAGUUGAGUAAUAGUCGACCUGUUUUAAUUCCAUCUUCAUCUUGGCCAUCCCAGAGCUUCAAGAAUGCCUUUGCUCGUCCCUAUUUGGACUACAGUCACAGUUUUGCUAGUUUGUGGACUUGGUGCUUGUGUUUAUUACAUUGUACGUUUAGAGAGACAAGUGUUAGAAUCUUCUGGUUCACUUUCAGAGUGUGCAUCUGAUGCAGGGUCAAGUAAUCAGACAUCAGGUUCACUUUCAGAGUUGGCAUCUGAUGCAGGGUCAAGUAAUCAGACAUCAGUUGAGCCGAACUGGAACCUCCUUGCAGUUCAAGAUGGCAGGAUCAGAGACGACGUGUGGAAGUGGAUACAGGGUUCUAAAGUCACAAUUGUGCUGGAAACCAAAACGGCCAAUAGUUUUUUGAGGUUGAGUAACGACACCCAGAAAGUGUAUUUGGCAUUUACUAAAUCAAACUCUGUAACUGCCGACCCCCUGAGAUUCAGUGCAUGUACCUGCAUCCUCGGAAAGGACUCCUUCAAAAAGAGGUUCUACUUUGAAGUCCAGCUCCUGUCGAGCGAGUGGUCAGUGGGUGUCACUUACAGCAAUGCCAAAACGACCAUUACCCCGUUGUCCGAUGUUGUCUGGAGUAUAGGAAUGAAGAAAAACAAGUUCUACACUUUUUUGACAGUUUCCAAGUUGCUUAACAAGCCUGUGCCCAAGUUAUUAGGGGUACACGUGAACUAUCAGAGGGGGACAGUAGCCUUCUACAACAUCGAAACUCAGGAAUUCAUUACAGUUAUAUCUGUAGGUCGCACCUUCCGUAGGUCUGUAGUGCCUUUUUUCUUUGGUGUAAGUUAUGAGUCAGAUCUAAGCUUGUUUUUGUUGAGAAACUCGUGAUACAUUAUUGGGUGAACUGAACAAGUUAUUUUUAAUAUUGUCUAUACUGUACUGACGCCCUUCAGAGCAAGGGGAGGACUGUAAUUGUGACGAAUGGGGGUUGCAUUCCAGGCCAGUAAUGCACCUCAAACUGCAACAAGGGCCUCCCUCCCUCUAGUCUCUCACAUCUCAUUAGGCAUAACCCUUCUAUUUUUAAGUCAUUGACCUGAAUCACUGCCUCAGUGUCUACCCGGCUGAUGCACUCUACACUGAAUGCACUGGUACUGCUCUGAUUGGUGCAGACAAGUGCCAAUGAAGAUGGUUUAUCUCUCCUCCAACCCACCUCUGGUCUGGAGUGUGGAUGCCACUGUGUUGGACGUGGAAGGGGUGUACAGGUCUCCACCCCAGCCCGGUGGAGGUGCUGUACCACAGCCCGGGGACCAUGCCUGUGUUCUGGCUCGGCCGAGUCCUUCUAACCACAGUCCAGGGGAACAGUGCCUGGUCAUAGCCUCAGGGGUGACUAACCAGCUCGGAAGCAGCAGUGGCGUCGACUGUAGAAGCAUAACAGGACUACUUGAGAUUUGACAACUUUUAAACUGUUUUAAAACUUUUUACCUCUUUAAAAUGCCUUCAUUGUAUUUGUCUAUAUAUUAAAUGGUUUACCUUUUUGUGUUUAAAUAUGCUUAUGC
Osmerus eperlanus (European smelt) is the source of this 1692-nucleotide messenger RNA. RefSeq names its product nuclear factor 7, ovary-like. The record is from RefSeq and is a predicted model, not a curated record. Gene Ontology annotation, cellular component: cytoplasm. Gene Ontology annotation, biological process: protein ubiquitination. The transcript has 11 exons. Gene Ontology annotation, molecular function: ubiquitin protein ligase activity; protein binding. The coding region runs from base 215 to 1024 and encodes 269 amino acids. NCBI's taxonomy places the organism in Eukaryota, Metazoa, Chordata, Actinopteri, Osmeriformes, Osmeridae.